UUGGACAGUGACGUGAUUGCUCACGGCGGUGGCUGGUCUGAUUCCGGCGAGAGCAUAUUGACGGGGUGGGCCUCCGGCGGUAACGAAGAAAGACGGGUAUGGUGUCUGGAGAAGGCCAGAUCUAUGCCAGCAAGGUGUUCGUCGGCUAUGGCGGUCGGCGGUGGACGGCAGCAGGCGGAGGAAGGGUGUGUUGCUGGUGGUGGACGGCGGCAGACGGAGGAAAAGGGGGGUGUUGCUGGUGGCGGACGGAGGCGCAACGGACCUGUUGUUGCUGUGAUGAGUUGUGGUCGGACUGUGGUGUUGGAAUCGACGAGCUGUGGUCGGGUUGUGAUGAGCGGCCGGCGAUUGUCGUGGAGAGAGAGUGGGAGAGAGGAUGAGCCCGUUGUUCUGGAUCCUGUGCUUACUCAUAACUAUGCUUUUGGAAAUGGAACCUGCCCUUCGUCCCUUGAUUUCAAGCGUAAGUGA
Molecule: messenger RNA, 465 nt
Organism: Striga asiatica
Lineage: Eukaryota; Viridiplantae; Streptophyta; Magnoliopsida; Lamiales; Orobanchaceae
Source: the annotation of a GenBank genome assembly